GUAUCGGCUACUUUUGCUGCCAGCUUAAUCAGUUCACCGGCUAUUGGUGCCUAUCUUGGCCGCAUCUAUAGUGAUAGUUUCGUCGUAGCCUUGGCUACUGCAAUCGCCUUGCUUGAUAUUCUCUUCAUUCUAGCGUUUGUGCCAGAGUCUCUUUCCGAAAGGUGGCGCCAUUCACUUCCUUCUUCCUGCCCCACUGCUGUAUAUUUGACUCACAAGGAGUCCCACUCUAGUUCCCCUCGGGUCUCUGCCUCUCUGACCCCUGGUCAGGGCGCCCCACCGCCCUACCAUCCUAGUGCCUCUUAUUCUCACUCUUCCUCGUCAGUCUCUUCAGCAGCACUCGUCUCUCCUGCAUCAGCUCACGGAGACGAACCUGACUUUUUGGCUAAAAUGCCCUCUGUUGUCACCGACGCUGCCAUCCCUAUCUCUGAUAGCACUGCUAAUAAAUGUGAUGUCGUAGAUGUUCUACAAAUUCUGGAUAGGCCAGAUACCACUGACUACAAGUCUCUUCUAGAUGCGAAGAUUGGGCCUGCUGGCAGCUGA
Messenger RNA from Protopolystoma xenopodis, 540 nucleotides. The record is from the annotation of a GenBank genome assembly. Lineage: Eukaryota; Metazoa; Platyhelminthes; Monogenea; Polystomatidea; Polystomatidae.